GAUGUAACACACAGCAACUUCCGGACUAGCGAAAGGUCGACGAUUAAAACAGGAGUUGCGUUGUGGGACACCUUCAGUAGCUCCAUUAAACACCUGGUAAAUUAACACAUAUACAAAAAUGCCAAGGGGAAGCAGAAGCAGGACGUCGAGGAUGCCCCCUCCCGCCAGCCGGGCACCACCCCCUCCACCCAUGGCCAGGGCAGCACCCCCUCCACCCAUGGCCAGGGCAGCACCCCCUCCAUCAUACGCCCCGGCUCCAGCGCACGCCCCUCCAUCUGCUGUGGGUGCUCCAGCUGCAGCACCCAGGCAGCCGGGUAUGUUCGCCCAGAUGGCCACCACUGCCGCUGGGGUGGCAGUGGGCUCUGCAGUUGGACACACCAUUGGCCAUGCCAUGACUGGAGGCUUCAGUGGAGGUGGAGGACAUUCAGAGGCUGCCAGACCUGACGUCACCUACCAGGAGCCCUACCAAGCCCAGCCCAUGUACCAGCAGCAGCCGCAGUCCAUGUACCAGCAAGAGGUGGCACCUCAGCAGCAGGCUUGCUCCUAUGAGCUCAAGCAGUUCAUCGAGUGCGCUCAGACCCAGAAUGACCUCAAGCUCUGCGAGGGCUUCAGUGAGGUGCUCAAACAGUGCAAGUUCUCUAACGGACUAUCAUAAGACGCAGACCAACGCUUGGAGAGGCCUGGAUGCACACAGACUCUGUAGUAUGCAAGCAUUUUGGAUAUUUUAAAGGUGUACCUCACAAGACCUCAGUAAACAUACUUUAUUGUGACAGCUGAUUAAAUAGUGUGAGUCAUUAUCAUUAUCAUCAGACUGCAGCAGUGCAUUCAUUUCUCAGGAGAGUACCUCAAAAUUUGUAAUGAUAGUCUUAUAAAUAAUGUUUAUAUAUUUGGUGUGUUGCAUGUUUUAAUUUUAAUUUGAAUCAAGUUUAUUGAAUUGUGUUUCAUCAGCUUCACUGCUUUAACUUGCUGGACUAUUGUAUUUAAACUCAAAACUAUAUAAAACACACACACACACACACACACACACACACACACACACACAUACAUACAUAUAUAUACACAUAUGUGUGUGUGUGUGUGUGUGUGUGUGUGUGUGUGUGUGUGUGUGUGUGUGUGUGUGUGUGAAGCUGAACUGCUUUAGAAGUGAUGCAAGAACAUAACACCUAGUAAAACCACCCAUUUCCUUCUGAAUGAAUCGUGGCUGUGAAAUCACCAUUUGCUUGUAACAAGCAUACGGUUCUAAUAAAUAAAGCACUUGGGUCAUGAAAACAAACUGAA
This is a messenger RNA of Myripristis murdjan (pinecone soldierfish), 1278 nucleotides long. RefSeq names its product coiled-coil-helix-coiled-coil-helix domain containing 2 (gene chchd2). The record is from RefSeq and is a predicted model, not a curated record. Bases 119 to 655 code for a protein of 178 amino acids. Gene Ontology annotation, biological process: positive regulation of transcription by RNA polymerase II; mitochondrion organization. NCBI's taxonomy places the organism in Eukaryota, Metazoa, Chordata, Actinopteri, Holocentriformes, Holocentridae. Gene Ontology annotation, molecular function: sequence-specific DNA binding. The transcript has 4 exons. Gene Ontology annotation, cellular component: mitochondrion; nucleus.